Anastrepha obliqua is the source of this 1023-nucleotide messenger RNA. Its product is annotated as glycine, alanine and asparagine-rich protein. Lineage: Eukaryota; Metazoa; Arthropoda; Insecta; Diptera; Tephritidae. The transcript has 2 exons. Bases 1 to 1023 code for a protein of 340 amino acids. The record is from RefSeq and is a predicted model, not a curated record.
AUGCUCAUUACUGAAUUUGCAGCAAACAUGAUCAAGUGCAACACCGCAUUACCGCUACUUCUAUUGGCGCUCUGUUGUUCUGCAACAAUUGGUCGUCUCAAUAAACGCAGCGGUUAUCACUACAAAACGCCAGUUGGACCACCACACGGACCUGUACAUGGAUAUUACGAGAGUAGCAAUACCCUGCACCCACACGAGUUGCCUUCAGGUCCAUCACAUGAGGUACCGAGCAGCUCCUAUUACGAUUACAAACCCUCCUCCCAAAGUGCUCACGCGCAUGGUAGCGGCGGUGGUGGUGGUGGUGGUGGUAGUGGUGGCAAGUCAGGUUACAGCAUUGGCAGUGGUUUGCGUUCCAUCGCGCAAGGUUCAGCGAAUCAGGCAUACACCGCUGUUGCCAAUCAACAUGCCGCCGCCAAACAGGCAGCUUUUAUUGCUAAAAAUACAUUGGCGCAGGCUGCCUCGCAAGCGGCGGCCACCGCACAGGCAGCACUGGCCGGCAAACAGGUGAUUCUUCAAGAAUUAGAACAACAGGCAGCCGAAGCUCAGCGUUCGCUCUCGCGUGAAUUGGAGCAAUUGAAGUCAGCUAAAGUUGCUUCUCAGUUAGCGCAGCAAACGGCUCAAGCUGCUAAUCAUCAUAUUUCAGUGUUAACAGCAGCCGUAAACAAUGCAAAAUCGGUAGCUGACCAGGCUGAGCAGGCUUCGAACGAGGUGGCGAAUCAAUUGGCUUCUCAAUCGUCAAUGGUCGGUCAGGCAAAAAGUCGUGCCGAGCAGGUGGAGGAACAACUGAAACAGGCGCGUGUCGAUUUCGAGGCUACGAAGGAAGCGGCGCUAAAAGCCGCUUCUUCCGCCGCCGAGGCACAAGUGAAUGCAUCGAAGGCGGCCGCACAUGCCACCAUCGGCUUGCAUGAUACCACCAAUCACAAUCCUCCCAGCGCGGAAGCGGAUGACUCGUCGUACGAUAUUGAGACCACUGGCAUGGGUCACGAAAUACAAUAUGAUGCGCAUGACGUCCAUCGGCAAUGA